GUAUUCUAACAUAUUACACCCACAGCUAUAAAUUUUGCAUCUCAAUAAUUUUCCAGACGUAAAGUCAAAGGGUUUGAAACAGAGUAUACUUCACAGAUGAAGUUUGCAGCUGUCUCACUCGCGCUAGUGUGGUUUAUGCCUACCUCCCUUGAGAUAUGUGGAUGUGUACGGGCGGACGAUAGUGGGUUUCAAUGCUACGUAUGCGGUUUGUGAAGUUGAAAUCAUGAGUUCAUUUUUUCUCUGUUUCUCAUAAUGUGGUCGUUAUUUGCGCGGGAUCCUUCCAAGGAUUUCCCUUACGAAAUUUCAGAGCCUGUUCAAGGGUUAGAAGACAAAAGUGUGUGGAGUUUACACCAAGGAAAGAAGAAGGGAAGUGGUGAAGAUGUGUCAGUGUUUGUUUUUGAUGUAAGAACUGGAAGCGAGACUCAGUUUGAUAUUGCUAAGGCAGCUGUGAAACGUUUGAAGACUUUACGUCAUCCUAGUAUUCUUACUUACCUGGAUAGUUUAGAGACUGAGAAAGUUAUUUAUCUAGCUACAGAAUAUGUGGUACCACUUCAUACAUAUUUAGGUGAAUUAUCUAAAGAUGGAAAAGAAGGUCAUCAGCGUGAGUUAUAUUUGGCAUGGGGCAUAUUUCAAAUAACUAGAGCAUUAAGCUUUUUAAACAACGAUGGUAACCUUCGGCAUAACAAUGUAUGCUUGUCAUCAGUGUUUGUCAAUGGUGCUGGUGAAUGGAAACUUGGGGGUGUGGAAUAUGUUGCUGGAGCUAGUGAAGGAACGGGUCUUCCUAUUAAAAUCUUGCCAUCACUUGAAAAGUACGAUCCUCCAGAGAAAGCAGAUCCUGGUCACAUGUGGGGUCUUGGGUGUCUCAUAUGGGAAACCUUUAAUGGACCUUUACCUCAGCAAUCGGCAUUGAAAGAUUUGAAUAACAUACCAAAGCAAUUGAGCUCUGUCUAUUGUGAAUUGGUUGGUGCAAACCCUUCGUCUCGACCCAAUCCUGCCGAUAUCAUAACACGAUGUCGAAAAAUUGGAGGAUAUUUCAAGAAUGACUUAGUUGAUACUCUCCUCUUUCUGGAAGAAAUACAGAUUAAAGAUAGAAGUGAGAAGAACAGAUUUUUUAGCGCUUUAACACCUCAAUUGGAUAACUUUCCAGAAAAUGUGUGUCAGUACAAAAUAUUGCCCCAACUUAUCACUGCCUAUGAGUAUGGUGAUGCAGGCUCUGCUGUUCUAAUGCCGAUGUUCAAGUUGGGACGUCUUUUGAAUGAAGUAGAAUAUCAGAAAAAGAUUGUUCCAUGUGUCGUGAAACUAUUUACCUCAAAUGACAGGGCUACACGAAUACGUUUGCUCCAGCAACUUGAGUACUUCAUAGGUCAUUUACAAGCAUCCGUUGUCAAUGAUCAAAUUUUCCCACAAGUGGCAAAUGGAUUUAUGGAUACCAAUCCUACCAUUAGAGAGCAGACUGUGAAGUCUGUGAUGCAUCUUGCUUCAAAACUCAAUUAUAAUAAUUUAAAUGUCGAAGUUCUGCGACAUUUUGCAAGACUGCAAUCAAAAGAUGAUCAGGGAGGUAUUCGGACAAAUACUACUGUCUGUCUGGGGAAAAUUGCUCAGCAUCUACAUCCUCAAAUAAGACAGAAAGUACUUAUUUCUGCUUUUAUUCGUGCAAUGAGGGAUCCAUUUCCACCUGCAAGAAGCGCAGGUGUUUUGGCAUUAGCAGCUACACAACAGUACUUCCUUCUCUCUGAAGUUGCUCAGCGUAUUUUGCCAGCACUAUGUCAGCUCACUGUAGAUCCAGAGAAGUCUGUUCGAGAUAAUGCAUUUCGAACUAUAAAGGGUUUUCUUGGCAAGCUUGAGAAAGUGUCUGAAGAUCCUAGUCUUCGUGAAUCAAUGGAGGCUGAUGUCCAUACAACUACUCCAAGUUUAUCAAGUGCUGCUGCAACAUGGGCAGGUUGGGCUGUAACAGCAGUUACUGCUAAAUUUUACAGAAGCCAGUCAGAUACUGUGAAGUCAAUUACACCUCAUGCUAGUAAGACCCUGAGUAAACCUGGAUCCUUAGAGCAACCAUCUAGUAGUAGUAUUUCUACAACAACAUCUAGUGUGACAUCUAUGACAUCUUUGGAACAAGAAGAGAGUAAAGGUGCUGAUUCUGUGUCAGAUUAUGAUGAGACCUGGGAUACUGAGAAUUGGGGAGAUAUGGAGACUCAAGGGGGACCUUCUGGUAGUUCUGAAUCUCGAAGUCCAGCUGUUGAAGGUGUUGAGAAAGUUGAAAAGAAGGGUACAGAUGGUUGGGAUACUGAAGAGUGGGGAAGUUUGGAGGAGCAACCGGCUGCUGAAGGAGGAGAUUUGAAUAGUCCUAGUGAAGGUUGGGGUACUGCAGAUUUUGCUCCUGUUGAUGAUUCUAAUGUGAAAUCUAUCAGUGCAUACAAUUGGGGGGAAACUCGUGAAACAGGAUUAAGUAAUAGAUUGCAACCUGACUCCCAGAAUUUGAGAAGUCAGUCUGGUUGGGAAGAUACAGAAUGGGAGCCCCUUGAGGAACCAGGAAGUGCCUCAAGUCGCCUAGAGGAAGCUAGAAAGAAACGCGAGGAACGAAAAUUACAACGUCAGAAGGAACUGGAAGCAAGACGUGCCACCAAACUUUCUGGAGGGCCCAUGAAACUAGGAGCAAAAAAGAUGUAGUGAGAUUGUGUGCCACAUACAUUAAUUUCUUUUAAUUCUUCUUGUACUUCGUGUAUUAUCUGUUAAAUGGUUGUAUCAACCAACUUAAUUGGUAAGAUUUACAAAUGUUACCCCGUUUUGCUCACAUUUCUGGGGGUAUUGGUGUUCCAUGUUUCUGUGUAAGUGCUGCUGUUCAAUUAAUAUUUCAGUACUUGCAUUGACUGAAAUUAUAAUGGUGGCAAUGACCAUGUUAAACCAACAUGUUUGUGCAGGUUUAUUGAGAAGACAACUUGUGCAUCCUUGUGUGUGUUGCUGAUCGUUCUGUGAACUAGGAUGGAUGAUAGUGUGAACACUGUUGCUGUCUUAUGUGAGAAAAUGAUGCAUUGCAUGCAAAGAAUAUUGAAAAAGACCAACACUUUCGUACUUCAGCUUUAAGCAGAUCUUAGAAAUCUUUAGAAAAAACAUAAUUUUUUGGCAUUUCUUGACUUAAAAAUGUAAGUGAAAAUUUUGAAUGUGAUUUAUGGACCUUGAAAGAGAAACAAUAAAGAAAGUUUUAAAAAAUCCUGUUUUGUAGACAUAGUAGCACUUUAUUUAUAUUGAAUUAUGUGGUCCAUUCAGUACAUUUUUUUCUCAUUUAUGAUUUGAUUUCGCAUGAAAAUAUUUUCUAUGUGAUUUUUUAUAAUAGAUUUUUAUUCAAAUGUAUGUUUCCGUGGUCAUGUAACGUAUAUGUUUAUUAUAUUUCUAAUUACAACAAAUUUUUUUCAUUAUAAAUGAGAGAAUAGCAAUAUAUUGAAGAAUUUUUACUCAUUCAUAUGCAUGGAACAUCACUGAACAUAUUAAAAGCUUUAUGAAAUAGAUUUAAUAUAAUUGAGCCACCUUUGGCCAUCAGGAUGUUUUGUAAUAAUGAAAACAUGACUGUGAUUUUGUGCACAAUUGGUUUAGAUUUCAGUCAUUUUGUUACCAUGUAUUAGUUCCUCUGUAUCUUUAAAUGUGGUUGCAAUAUCCUGUGUUAUGACAAAACUAAUACAUUUUUAUAGAUCAUUAAACUAUUCUUUAUUAGAACAUCAAUUUUAAUUGUACAUUUUUCAAUAGAGUUAUAUUUAGCAGAUUUUUAAAAUUUGCUUAACUCGUGAAAUUUCCCUGCCUAAGAAUUAAGUUUUCCAUAAUUUGAUUCCCGAGUUUCAUUUGAUUUUAUAUUUAAGAUUCAAGUAACCGAUGGAAAAACUUAAUAUGUCAUCAAAGGUUCCCUCAUGUUGAGCAUAUUCCAAUGAAAAUAGCCACCAGGUAUUUCAGUGGACAGUACUAACUUUUACCAAACUUUAUUUAGAUCUUAGAAUGCAAGCAUUUUACUAAUGCAUUUAUUGGUAUUAAUCUUUAUUAACCACUUCAUAUGGAAAAUAAUAUUUGAAGAUUUGGUCUUGUGGGUCAGGGAUGGGCUUAUUUAGAACUAAUAUUAGAACACUCAUUUUAAUAAAUGUCAGAUGCCAGGCCCCCUAGACUUAUGUUAAUAUAAGUGUUAACCUUUUUUUAAAAAAUAUUGCUUGCUAGGCCUGAAUCUUGAUGUACAAACAAUCUAAAUUGGGGAAACUUAAGAGCCCAAACUGCAAUUCCUGACUCUGUCCUACUUGUAAUUCUUUGCCAUGUGAGCUGUUAUAAAUAUUUCAAAUUUGUAUUUAAUUGCAUACGAAGGAAUUUGUAGUAAUCACAUAAGAAUCUGAAAUGCUUCGGUAAUUUCUCUUGUAUCUUCUAUCAACUUAGUAUCACUUGUAUCAUUUUAUUUGUAUUAGAAUAUUUUUAUGAAGAUUCUGUAUGUAGUUAUUUUGGAAAUGAGAUUUAUUGAUUUAUUAAUAUCCGUAUUGUUAGUUAUUUACAGAAUAUGGUGCGUAAGUCUGGACAAGUAACAUUUUUUUUAAUACAAAAAUUUAUUUGUCGAAAUAUUAAAAUAAAAAAAUAUUUUGUAUAUCAGUUUCAUAAUAUCUCCAAUGUGAAAAUAUUUUGUGUAAACCCCUCAGCCAGAAUAACUGCUUACUUUUUGACCUGAUGUACUUGAAUGCCCUUUGAAAGGCAGCGCUGCCCAAAUCAGCAAAUGAUGCUUUGAAAAUAGUGUGUAAAAAUGCUUGAUUAGGGUUUUUCCACAUAUUAGUACUCUUUCAAGAAUGCCCUAAAACUAGUUUUUGGAGGUUCAAAUUGGAGUUGUGAGGGAGCCAGAAUCUUCUAUCCCACAGAACAUUACUAUCUGAAAACGAGUUUUGGACUAAAUGGCUCCUGUGUGCCGGUGCACCAUCUUGGCGAGAUGUAGAUCACACUUGGUGAAAUGCAUAUCACACCAUCUUGGUGAAAUGCAUGGUUUCACCACAUCCAGAUAACUAUCAUAAAUUUCUUUCAUGACAGUGUGUUUUCUCAAAGAAGUCUGAAAUCAUUACCUGAGCCCUUUUCAUGAAGGUCUAUCACACGUUCUUUUAAAUAAUGCUUUCUGAACAGGUUAGCAUAUCCUUCUCCAAACAUCAUGAAACUAAUUAGUAGUAACAUUGUACACAGUCCAUCACUGAAGUGAAUCGCUGAAUCAAAGAGCUAACUAUUUAGUCACUGAACGUCCAGUACAAGGACUUUUCAUAAUCACGACUCUGUGAUUGUACUCUGCAGUUUCCAACAGCUUGGUCAUUUUGAAGUUAGGAUUGUCAUACUAGCAGCAAGUGGCUCUCAUCAACACCAAUAACAACCUAAAUUGAAGACUAGUGUGACAGGAAACUCCAAAUAAAAUUUAUCGAUAUUGAAUAUAACUGAUAAAUGCAAAAAAUAAUGUUUUUAUCCCCAUUUAUAUCUUAUCAUAACCUAUAAAAAGCCUCCAGGUAUCUCCUCUGAUGGGAUCCCACCCUAGCUGUAACAAGCUCCAAGGGUCAUAUUGGUCACAUGACGUGUGGUAGUGCAGUAUGUUUGUGUGUGUGUGUGUUUGCGUAAGUAAUUACACACAGGAGGGAGAGGAUAAGAUCAGGUAUGGGAUGGAAAAGUUGCAUGCAGUCCAUGGCCUGGUUGUUAGGAUACUGCUCAGGUAUUCGCCUGGUAUCUGUCAGAGAAACCAUGGAAAACUACUGAUCAUUGCAGCUGGCUGUUGUAAUUAUUCUCCAAACAGCGGCUGAAUUUGACCAAGCUACAUAGCUAUCUGUCAGAAAUCUACCUCUGGCAGGACUUGAACCCUGGGACCUCCUGGUCUAAGUCGUUGCAAACAGCAGCAGUGCUGACUCUGAGCUAAACCUAGCUGGUCUUUCUGUUCUGAUAAUUCGGUUAAUACUGCCACUUUCUAAAUACAUACAUGCAUGGUUCUCAAAAUACUUGGAAGGUUGCCUUUAAAGCACAUUACAUUUUUGUGUUGCAUUUUUAUUGGAAUUUGCUGCUUUAUACAACUUUUUGGCCAUCUUUACUAAAAUGGCUGCUUCCAGUACCUUCUUUCAUCACUUUUAAAAUAUAUUUGUCAUUGUCAUUGAUCUUCAACUACUUUGGUCGUCCUUUCCUUUGUUCUUGAUGUUUCGUUAUACUUUUUUAGUAUAUUUUCUCUUGUUACUUGCCUAGCCAAUUGAGAUCUUUCAUUGCCAAGUCAGUAAAAUACUCUUUUCUAAUUUUCUGUUGCUUUCAGUUUGUUUUGUCCCUUUUCUGGACCAAAGAUAUUUAAAUUUUUUCUAUAAAGCUUUCCUUCAAUAUUAGGUUUCUGAUCCAUGAGAUAACUUAUUUUGUAAAAGGUAAGCUUAUUUUAUUUGAAUUUUUCUGUGAUAUUCAGUAAAGUCUCUACUACCAAACUCUCAUAUUAAUGGGACUGUGUAAAUAAUGAAUGAAAUCAUAUGGUCCUGCUAUUAUCUUAUUAAGUUGUGUCUUUUUAUGUACCAAAAUUUAAUCUUAUAAUUAGCAAAUUUACAUCAGAUUGGCACCGGUGCUACAGAUGGUGGAUUCCUUUGCAACUACUUGGAAUUCUUAUAAUGCAACAACUUGCCCAUUUACUCAUCAGUAGACUGUAAAUUACUACUUUUUUGAUAAGGGCCUGAAUGCAAAAGAAGUCAAACAGACACUUAAUAUAUUAGUCUCAUAUUAUCGUGUCUAAAAAUGCUGUGCAAAUGAUAAUUAUCCAAAAGUUAUUUUUUAUUAUAUUUUUUAUAUUUUAUAAUAUUUAUAUUUUUUUAAUGUUUAAAAAAAUGUAAAUUAAAAAUUUUAGAAUAAUGUAAUAAAAAUUAGUUUCCAUAUAUGUAAUGAGAGUGAUGUCCAAUAAUUGGAAUUUCUGAACUGACCCAAUCCUCUUUUAUUUAGAAAAUUGGAGUUCCACUGGAUAUAUACACUAUAUGUUAAGUACAUAUUGUAUACAUAAUUUACAUAUGUGAAUAAGCACCAGUACAUACAUGUUCAUCUUCUUCCAAUCCAUAAUUUCAUGAGUUGAAAGUAUCAAAAGUGCUUGUUUCUUCACGAUGGUAGUAUGAUACUUCUAUUUGUUCUUCCUGGCCCAACUUAUGAGGUCCUACCACUAAGCUAUUCAUUGCUGGUGUUGUUGACUGGUUCAUUGGAGUAUGCAAAUCUGUCUGACUGUAUUGACGUGGUGCAUGUAUCUCCUAAAAGUGAUGAGUUACAAUUUACCCUUCUAAUUUAAUUUUAGCCAGUCUCUGCUAAUAUGAAGUGCAUUACAAAAAUUCUAAACGAAGUGAAAAAGAACAAUGUGG
Molecule: messenger RNA, 7343 nt
Organism: Gryllus bimaculatus (two-spotted cricket)
Lineage: Eukaryota; Metazoa; Arthropoda; Insecta; Orthoptera; Gryllidae
Source: the annotation of a GenBank genome assembly